GAUGCAGCAAGUCUGAAGCGCGUCGCCGGUGGUUGCUGACUCGCCACUCUUGCAGAUCCCUCUCCACCGAAACAAUGAAUGGACAGCAGAACAUGUUACGACUCUUGAGAACGCCAGUGGCAAAAUGCCGUUUCGUACAAUGUUCCCGAACGCAGACUAGACGGUUUACAAAGGAAUCGCCCGUGGAUUUCGAUCCUGUCAAGAACCUCCAGCUAUCUACAGCCAGCCUUCCACCUUCACCUCCGUUGAAACAGAAAUUUAUUUCGCAAAGAAUGUCUACAAAGGAGUUGGAGCAAGUAGAAAUAGGCAUUGGAAACCAUAGAAGACCCGAACGGUUGAGUGAUUGGAUAGCAUUUUGGAUGGCAAGUGGGUUGAUUCAUGGCCCCUUUCUGUGGGGCUUCAGGAGGAGAUAUAUACAUCCAGCUGUGACAUUUGAGACAAUUUCCGGCGUGCCAGGAAUGGUAGGGGGGAUGGCUCGGCAUUUGAGAAGUUUACGAAAGAUGCGUCACGACUAUGGGUGGAUUCACCAUCUGUUGGACGAAGCCGAAAAUGAACGCACGCAUCUGAUGAUUUGGAUGCGUGAAACAUCACCGAGUUAUCUGGAGCGGCUUUCUGUAACCUUCGCCCAAGCCGCAUAUUUUCUCGCGUAUGGAUUAUGCUAUGAACUUUUACCUGGGAUUGCGCAUCGCACCACUGCAUACUUGGGCGAAGAGGCUGUAUGGCGCUACACGCUGCUUAUCAAUGACAUUGACCAUGGCAAAUGCGAAAACAGAAAGGCAGGUGACAUUGCCCGAGAGUACUAUAACCUUCCGGAGGAUGCCACUCUGCGGGAUGUGGCAGUCGCAGUGCGAAUGGAUAAAGCAUCUCAUCGUGACAUCAAUCAUCACUUUGCGGACCGUAUUCAUGCUGGUUGCGAGAACCUGCACGAGAAUUACAGUCCUCGAAAACAUUUCGUAGGACGGAAAGUCAUUCCUGUUGGACCCCAUGGCAUGUCACUUGAAAGGACGGAUUUUGUGAUGGAACGCUGACGUACGCUAUAUUACACCAAAUUUGAACGUUGCGUGAAAGUGCCGAAAUAUUUUGUAAACUUCAACGUAUUGGUAAUUUUAAUUACAAAAUGAAUUGGUACAUCCUCAGAUUCCUCAUCGUCCUCUCAGCAAACAAGCAAUCCAUAUCCAAACACCGACCACCUCUCCUGCAUAUCCACAACACCAGACCGCACAUGCAAAUUCGCACCAUUCGUCCGCACAUGCAUGGACAUCAGUGGCCUGUACGGCCGCGAGAAUGUCAUUUGUAUCCGUAUAUGGCAAAGAUAUUGGGCUCCCUUUCAGCCUAUAUACGGCACGGAGACGGGAUAAGUCCUGUAAACUCGAUAAAGAACUGGACACCUGCUCAUUGGAUGUCUGAGUGCAAACCGCGGUCUCGAGUGUUGGCAAAGCACUGAAUAAUGUUCUGGAUGCCAAUCUGGCAAUUAAUGGAAGGGAAUGUCAGUACAUCCCCUACAACAGACUGCUAUUCUGUCAUUUUGUUUCGGAAUCGGUCCGAAUAGAACUCACCGGUUCCAUCGUGUGGGCUUAUUUCCUCUCCAUGUCUCAAUCCCCGCUAUUAUUGCACGCUCCAGACGACCUUC
Spizellomyces punctatus DAOM BR117 is the source of this 1630-nucleotide messenger RNA. RefSeq lists its product as uncharacterized. Gene Ontology annotation, cellular component: mitochondrion. The transcript has 7 exons. Lineage: Eukaryota; Fungi; Chytridiomycota; Chytridiomycetes; Spizellomycetales; Spizellomycetaceae. Gene Ontology annotation, molecular function: alternative oxidase activity. The record is from RefSeq and is a predicted model, not a curated record. Gene Ontology annotation, biological process: alternative respiration. Bases 75 to 1028 code for a protein of 317 amino acids.